Molecule: messenger RNA, 2287 nt
Organism: Drosophila yakuba
Lineage: Eukaryota; Metazoa; Arthropoda; Insecta; Diptera; Drosophilidae
Gene: nes
Product: lysophospholipid acyltransferase 5
Exons: 3
Coding region: 264-1757 (497 amino acids)
Biological process (GO): lipid modification; phosphatidylcholine biosynthetic process
Cellular component (GO): membrane
Molecular function (GO): 1-acylglycerophosphocholine O-acyltransferase activity; lysophospholipid acyltransferase activity
Source: RefSeq, a predicted model, not a curated record
AAUUUUCAUUGACCCUGACCAAGUGCACUCGUUUGUUGUUGUUGUGGUUGCUCUUUCGGCUGCUCUUCCUCUUUUCUUUAUCAGCCUCCCCCCUACCCUGCGCGCUUUUGAUGAUCACAAAACAAUCAGUUUGCGUAAUAUGCGACAAUAACAACAGCAACAAUUACGGCGUGAUAAGGACUGGAGCGCAAUAACCCAGCGAAUCAAAUCACGCGAGCAGAGUUACUGAUAUCACUGCAACCCUUCUCCAUUCCAGAUUUAGCAUGGCGGAAUUCGCGGAGGUCUUGCCCCACAAUGGCCUGAUGGACGGGAUCGCCUCGGGAGUGGGGGUGCCCGUGGAGGCCCUCCGGUUGCUCCUCACCAUUUUGGCCGGUUACCCGGUUGCAGCAUUUUAUCAAAAGUUUAUUGCCAUAAUUGCCGACAAAACAGUGCAUCACAUGUUCUUCGCUGGAUGCGGCGCUGGGUUAUGUUACUUCAACUAUGGUCGAGACACAUAUCACUCACUCAUAGCCAUCCUGACCACCUAUUUCCUGAUACUUCUCGUGCGAAAGAAAACGCAAAUAUUUCUGGCCAUUAACUUCGUAUUCCAUAUGAGCUACCUGCUGCUGGGAUAUUUCUACACCUCCAGCAAUGAUUACGAUAUUCUGUGGACGAUGCCUCACUGCAUUUUGGUUCUUCGGAUGAUUGGCUAUGGCUUUGACAUUACCGACGGACUAAAAGAGGAGUCGGAAUUGUCUAAGGACCAAAAGGAGACUGCUCUGAAGAAACCGCCCUCUCUGCUGGAGCUCCUUGCCUUUUCCUAUUUUCCCAGUGGAUUUUUAGUUGGACCGCAGUUCCCAUUUAGCCGGUAUAAGGCCUUCGUCGAUGGCCAAUUCCGUCAGCACGAAGGAAACGUGGAGGCUGGCAUUCGUCGAUUUGGAGCUGGUGCAUUCUACCUGAUUGUGUGCCAAGUGGGAUUGAGAUAUCUUCCCGAUUCAUACUUCCUCACUCCGGAGUUUGCGCAAGUUUCGUUCGUCAAGAGAAUUUAUUUCCUCGGCUUCUGGGCCAAAUUCAGUCUGUACAAGUACAUAUCAUGCUGGCUGCUCACCGAAGGAGCUCUCAUUUGCAUUGGUCUAACCUACAAGGGAGAGGACAAGAACGGACAACCAGAUUGGUCGGGCUGCAGCAAUGUUAAGCUAAAGCUGCUGGAGACCGGAAACACAAUGGAGCACUACGUUCAAAGUUUUAAUGUAAACACAAAUCAAUGGGUUGGGCAGUAUAUCUACAAGCGACUCAAGUUUCUCAACAAUCGCACGAUCAGCUACGGCGCGGCCUUGGGUUUCUUGGCGGUCUGGCACGGAUACCACAGCGGUUACUACAUGACAUUCCUCAUGGAAUACAUGGUUGUGAGCACCGAAAAACAAAUAACUCGUUUCUACACCAAAGUGGUGUUGCCCCAGUGGGGCCAUAUUCUGAACAACUCGGACAUCUACAAGCUGCUAUAUUUCUUCACUCUCAAAUCGUACAACAUAGUUUACAUGGGCUGGUGUCUCACCGCAUUUGUGUUUCUGAAAUACGAGCGGUGGAUUGUGGUUUACGGAGCAGUUAGCUACUAUGGAUUCACUGUUUUAAUACUGUGGGCUGCCUUCUACCACACCUAUAAUCACUUUUUCCGGAGCAGUUCCCGAAAAGAAGCUGGAGAGGAUCAGAAGCUAGAGGAUAAAAGCACGGACAAACUCAUAGAGGAAAAGAAACCUGAAGAUAAGAAGUCUGAGUAGGAUUGGAGAGAUAGAAGGAAGUAACUGGCACUUCUCAAAAUUUUAGUUUUGCCUUGACAGUUGUUUGGAAUUGAUUUUAAACACAUAAUCGAAUUGUUCUUACUAACCAAAUAAGAUGAUUUACCAAAUAACGAGAAACUGUAAUUAGAGAUUUGUUAACUAGCUAUUGAAACACAAUUUUAACAUAUAUAUAUAUAUAUUGUCUGCCUAGUCAAGGAGGAGUCAUCCCCAAGUAUGCAGUGUGUAUUUUGGCGAUAAGAUAUUGUUUUAUCUUGCCCAAGAACACAUUCUCAGUCGUAUAUAUAUAUACUAGACAGAUCACACAAGAAUACGAUAUACCAGGGUCAUUAAAAAUCAAACAAUUUCAUUUAUUGAAAGGGGAGCAGCGCUCAAGGAGACUAAGCCAUAAAGACAGUUUUAUACCAAUGUAAAGAUGAUGCAAAGAUAUAUUUUGAUAUGCUCUAGCUAAGUUUUAUUGUCAGUAAAUUGAGAUGCGAAAUAAAUGCAAUGAAAUUAUUUUUAAGUAAAAA